Messenger RNA from Apodemus sylvaticus (European woodmouse), 3430 nucleotides. It is a transcript of the gene Tulp3, whose product is annotated as TUB like protein 3. The record is from RefSeq and is a predicted model, not a curated record. The coding region runs from base 70 to 1545 and encodes 491 amino acids. The transcript is spliced from 12 exons. Lineage: Eukaryota; Metazoa; Chordata; Mammalia; Rodentia; Muridae. Gene Ontology annotation, cellular component: cilium. Gene Ontology annotation, biological process: protein localization to cilium.
CAUCCCUCCAGCCCGGCGGCGGCGGCGGCGUCUCGGGGUCUGGACGCUGAUGCCACCGGUCGGCCGGGUAUGGAGGCGGCGCGCUGCGCACCGGGACCCCGCGGGGACAGCAUCUCCCAAUACUUCCUCAUGGCACACCAAGUCGUUCAGCUCCCUCGUGGCGCCUUCACCCCGUGUAUUUCUCCCGUUUGGCAGCCAGGUGCCUUCGAAGAUGAGACCCUGAGGCUUCGGCAGCUGAAGCUGGACAAUCAGAGGGCACUGCUGGAGAAGAAGCAGAGAAAGAAACGCCUUGAGCCACUCAUGGUGCAGCCAAACCCAGAAGCCAGGCUGCGAAGGUUAAAGCCAAGAGGUAGCGAGGAGCACACGCCUCUGGUGGACCCUCAGACACCACGCAGCGAUGUCAUCCUGCAUGGCAUCGAUGGUCCAGCCGCGUUCCUGAAGCCAGAGGCUCAGGAUCUGGAAGGCAAGCCUCACGUCCUCUCAGUGGGCUCCCCUCCCCCAGAAGAAGGCACCGAAGGAAGUGCAGAUGGGGACAGCCCCGUGGAGACAGCCUCCAAGCCAGACCUUCAGGAGAUUCUCCAAAAACACGGCAUCUUGAGCAGUGUGAACUAUGACGAGGAGCCUGACAAGGAGGAAGAUGAGGGGGAGACCCUCAGCUCGCCAUCGGCUUGUUCAGAGAAGGAGAGUUCUGCAGCCAGCCAGAGAGCAGCCUCGGAGACAGGAGCUUCUGGUGUGACAGCCCAGCAGGGUGAUGCCCUGCUCGGAGAAGUGGAGAACUUAGAGGACUUUGCGUAUAGUCCUGCCCCUCGGGGCGUCACGGUGAAGUGUAGAGUGACCAGGGAUAAGAAAGGCAUGGACCGCGGCCUCUUCCCCACCUACUACAUGCACCUGGAGAAGGAGGAGAACCGCAAGAUAUUUCUUCUAGCGGGUAGGAAGCGGAAAAAGAGUAAAACGUCCAACUACCUGGUCUCCACAGACCCGACAGAUUUGUCCCGCGAAGGGGAAAGUUACAUCGGCAAACUCAGAUCCAACCUCAUGGGGACCAAGUUCACGGUGUACGACCAUGGCGUCAACCCUGUCAAGGCCCAGGGCCUGGUGGAGAAGGCGCACACCCGCCAGGAGCUGGCUGCCAUCUGUUACGAAACAAAUGUACUCGGUUUCAAAGGUCCUAGGAAAAUGUCUGUGAUCAUUCCAGGGAUGAAUAUGAAUCACGAACGCAUCCCAUUUCGGCCGAGAAAUGAACACGAGAGCUUGCUUUCAAAAUGGCAGAACAAAUCCAUGGAGAACCUGAUCGAACUGCACAACAAGGCCCCCGUGUGGAAUGACGACACCCAGUCCUACGUCCUGAACUUUCACGGCAGAGUCACCCAGGCUUCUGUGAAGAACUUCCAGAUUGUCCACGGGAACGACCCCGACUACAUAGUCAUGCAGUUCGGGCGCGUGGCUGACGACGUGUUCACACUGGACUAUAACUACCCACUGUGUGCACUCCAGGCCUUUGCCAUCGGGCUGUCCAGCUUUGACAGCAAGCUGGCGUGUGAAUGAGAAGCGGCCAACAGGGGAUUUCUUCACCACAGAGCCUUCAGGAGCAGAAAGCCACGGUCCCUGUCCCUGUCCCAGCACAAGAAGAGCAACAUUCGGUCCCUCUGGGAAAUGACUGUGUGAGUGUGAGUGUGCAUGUGUGUGAGUGUGCGCACACGCGAACAUGUAUGUUUAUACAUGCAUACACAUACACACGUGGAUACAUGCUUCCACACACUCAUUCACACCUUCCCUUCUCUGAACUUCAGAGACCCGGUCACAGAUGACAGCUUCUCAUGGGUGAGAGAUAGUUUAAAGCACAGGGAAGUAGACACCCGGGCACACUGGUGUCUCCUGACUGCACAACAGAUUGUGUGUGGUGAGUGUAGCUUUGGUGUGUGCGGCACUUCCAACAGAAUCAGGUUCUAAUGACUAUAAACUUGGGCCUCCAUUUUGAAGAUCCUUUUAAAAGGGGGGCUGUCCCCUCGGAUGCCUUUAGCCCAGGAGCCUGCAGACUUUCUCAGCCCGUGGGCUGACGGCGUCUCUUGCACUGAGUCCACUUAGCUUCUUCAGCACAAAAACAGCCAUAACUAGUUGGUGCGCAGAGUGUAGCUGUGUCCCAAUAAAACUUUAUUGACAACGUGGGCAUUGGCCCAGUUUGGCCUGUGACUCUGGGUUGCAGGCCUGCCUUGGAUCAUGUCCCUUCCUCCAAGGCAGGAGCCUCUUCCAGGACAUCGGCGGAGAGGGCACGGUUUGCUCUUCAGGAGCAGCAAACUGGCGUUUUAUUUUUAUUUUUAUUUUAUUUUUCCAUGGAUCUCUGUGUAGCCCUGGCUGUCCUGGAACUUGUUCUAUAGACCAGGCUGGCCUCAGAGAUCCACCUGCCUCUGCCUCCCAAGUGCUGGGAUUAAAGGCUUGCACUACUGUGCCUGGCCACAGACUGACUCUUAAGAGGAAUUCUUGCCGAAUCCAUUUUUGGUAGCUUUUGCCAGAGAUUAUGACUAUCAUAUACCGUCUCGGGACGUGUGACACUAGUUUGUUCGUGGGUCUAAAAGGUUCUGCUGUCCCAGCCUCCCUCUUGCUUGUCUUCAGAGCAGGCUGGUGGGCAGCCUUCUUAGACAGAAGCGUGACUGGCCAGAUCUCUGGAACCUUUGCUCUCCAGCAUUUUAAUCUAGUGUCCUGUUAGAGGCAGCAGGCGUCCUGGUGAGAAGGCCGCCUCGAUGGCACUCACAGGCCCUGCCGGUCAGCUUUGUCCUCCAGCCUCGAAGCCCUGGCCCACACCGGUGCAGACACUGCCCUGCAUACUGAGGUUUUGAGAUCCUGAGCAUCUCCCAGCCAAUCAUGACAAAGUCCUCAAGGUCCUCAGCCUACGAUGUACCUGAACGUGACAAUUCAAAAACGUGGGGUCUACAUUCCGCGGGCCCCCCCACUCCCAAACUGCUUCCCCGCAUGGGUGAAGGGUCUUCAGCGCUCCUCCAUGGUUUUGCCUGUGCGGAGGAGGUCCCUUCAUCCCUGCAGCCUGUCGCUCGCUCCCUGCUCAGGGUCACGGCGGGCGUGAUGACAGUGGCGUGAGAUCUGGGAGGUGAGACCUGUGCUAAGCCAGUGGCUUGCCUGUCCCUUCAGAUGUCACUGUUUCUGCCUCAGGCAUGAAGGCCAUUAAGUGCCUUGUUCUUAGACGUGCUCCGAAACCUGACACACCUCGCUUCCCCCACAAGCCACCUGCUGAGCUGAAGGCUGCUCCCUUUGUCCCCACGUAAAGGGGCAGGGGCUCUGGGCCACCGGGUCUAACCUUUCCGUCCAGCUGAGAGAGCCUUAUGCUCCCAUUUCACGGACUCUGAGUGAGUGUGCAGGUUUUACAUGAAUCCUAUUUAUACCUUUUGUAUGCCAUAUAAAUAAAGAUAAUUUAUAUAAA